Coprinopsis cinerea okayama7#130 is the source of this 1159-nucleotide messenger RNA. RefSeq names its product L-malate dehydrogenase. NCBI's taxonomy places the organism in Eukaryota, Fungi, Basidiomycota, Agaricomycetes, Agaricales, Psathyrellaceae. The coding region runs from base 14 to 1021 and encodes 335 amino acids. Gene Ontology annotation, molecular function: L-malate dehydrogenase (NAD+) activity. Gene Ontology annotation, biological process: tricarboxylic acid cycle; malate metabolic process. Gene Ontology annotation, cellular component: cytoplasm. The record is from RefSeq and is a predicted model, not a curated record. The transcript has 10 exons.
CCCAACUGCUACAAUGGUGAAGGCUGUCGUUCUCGGAGCUGCUGGCGGUAUCGGCCAACCUUUGGCCCUCUUGUUGAAGAACAACCCCCUUGUCACUCAGCUUGGCCUCUACGAUAUCGUCAACACACCAGGCGUUGCUGCCGAUCUUUCUCAUAUAUCGACCCCUGCAAAGGUUGAGGGCUACCUCCCAGCUGAUGAUGGUCUCACCAAGACCUUGACUGGAGCUGAAGUGAUCCUCAUCCCUGCUGGUGUUCCCCGCAAGCCAGGAAUGACCAGAGACGACCUUUUCAAGAUCAACGCUGGCAUCGUCAAGGAUCUUGCUACGGCUAUCGCGAAGACCGCUCCCAAAGCUUUCGUCUUGGUCAUCUCGAAUCCUGUCAACUCCACCGUCCCCAUUGUUGCCGAGGUCUUCAAGAAGCACGGCGUCUUCGACCCCAAGCGCCUCUUCGGUGUCACCACCCUCGACGUUGUCCGAGCAUCCACCUUCGUCUCUGAGAUCCUCGGUGAUCUCUCCCUCUCCAAGGACGUCGUUGUCCCCGUCGUUGGUGGCCACUCUGGCGUCACCAUCGUUCCUCUUCUUUCCCAAUCGACCCACCCUCUUCCCUCCAGCCUCGCCAAGACUGACUAUGACGCACUCGUCAACCGAAUCCAAUUCGGCGGUGACGAAGUCGUCAAAGCCAAGAACGGAGGCGGAUCCGCCACGCUUUCCAUGGCCUACGCUGGCGCAGAGUUCGCUUUCAAGGUAAUCCGUGCUUUGAAGGGCGAGAAGGGUCUCGUCGCACCCAGCUAUGUCAGCCUCGAAGCCGAUCCUUCUGGCGCGGCUGAGCUUACCAAGGAGCUUGGUCAAGAGCUCGCCUACUUCUCUUCGAAUAUCGAGCUUGGCACCGAUGGUGUUGCUAAGAUCUCGCCGCUCGGAACUCUCACCGAUGCUGAGAAGGCUCUCGUCUCCGCUGCUGUUCCAGAGCUCGCCAAGAACAUCCAAACUGGUAUCAACUUCGUUGCUGAGGCUUCCCGAUUGUGAAGAUGAGAGAUGUGCUUAGAGAAGACGCCUAACGUUAUUAGAAUAUUCAUGAAAGGUUGAAAACAAGCUGUACUUCUAGGAGAAUAAAGGUGACCACGGACUAAUAAACUUUGUACUACUGCUGUGCUUGAACAACUC